Messenger RNA from Porites lobata, 10188 nucleotides. NCBI's taxonomy places the organism in Eukaryota, Metazoa, Cnidaria, Anthozoa, Scleractinia, Poritidae. The record is from the annotation of a GenBank genome assembly.
AUGUCCACAAAUUUGGAAUAUAGAGCAAGAGAAAGAUGGAGAAAAAGAGAAAGUAGGCGGCAGGCCAGCGAAGCUCGAGGAGAAAAAGAGCUGGUUGGGAUAGGGUCCUAUCCCUGGUAGAUGCCAAAAAUGUGCAUUAGUCCCAGUGCUCCCAUACUUUGGAUCUUUAGAACGGCAUGGUAACAUGCUAAUACCAUUUUAUACCUUCAGUAAAUUGACAACCUUAUUAACCUUAAAUCACACCUCCCCUCCAACCGUUAAUUUUAACUCUUUAAGUUUGAAAUACAACCUGUGGGUGAGUGCUUGAGAUGACUAUUAGAUUGUUAGUGUGAGACCGUAACUAAAUUAAGUUCAUUUCUUUAUCACUCAGAGAUAUGCCAAGAGAUCAGAGGCACAACUUAAAGGAUUGGACAAACAAAAAUUAAAAAAGGUAAAAUACAAUAUUAAAAUUACGUAUUCUUUUUACGUGUAUAUACAUUAUUUAUGCAAUCUAGCAUAACACGGUGAAGAAGAUACACCACUCAAACAUGCAAAGGGAUAUCAGUUUUAAAACUUUGAGAUCAACAACUGGGAUACAUACCGGUUUCAUGUUUUGAUUAUUAUUAAGAAAUAUAUACAUAGGUCAACUGGGAUUCCAGCCUACCAAAGAAAUGGGAGACUGGUGCUCCCUGAAAAAUUAGGUGGAAAGUCUAAUAUUUAUAUAAGGAAUUAUAAACUUAGGUAAACUGGGAUUCCAAACAAGCAAACAAUUGGGAGACCGAGAGAUUACAUAGAAACUUUAAAAAUAAAAAUAAACCACUACGUAUAAAAGCAGGUCAUCUGGGAUUCCAACCCAGCAACAAGUAACACCGGUUCUCCCUGAACUAAUAGGUAAGAAUUCUGAUAUACAAUUGGCCAAAUGAGAUUCAAACCCAGCAAGCAAGGAAGACAGGAACUCCCUGAAAUGAUACUUCAGUUUAUGAUAGAUAAAAUGAACUAUUCAAACUAAGUAACUUGGGACUCCAACCCAGUAACCAAGGGAGACAGGAGCUCCCUGGACUGCUAAUUCAGUCUAUGAUAGAUGAAAUAUACUAUAAAAACUAGAUAAACUGGGAUUCCAACCCACCAAGCAAGAGAGACAGGAGCUCCCUGGACUAAUCCUUCAGUCAAUGAUGGAUGAAACGUAGAAUUAAACCUAGAUAAACUACAGAUUCCAACCCAGCAGGUAAGGGAGACAGAAGCUCCCUGCACUGAUACUUCAGUCAAUAAUAAAGGAAAUAUACUAUUAAAACUAGAUAAACUGGGAUUCCAACCCAGCAAGCAAGGGAGACAGGAGCUUCCUGGACUGAUACUUCAGUAAAGAAUAGAUGAAACUUACUAUUAAAAGUAAGUAAACUGGGAUUACAGCCCAGCAAGCAAGGGAGACAGGAGCUCCCUGGACUCUUACCUCAGUGUACGAUAGAUGGAACAUAACUAUUUUAUACUAGAUAAACUGGGAUUCCAACCCAGCAAGCAAGGGAGACAGGAGCUUCCUGGACUGAUACUUCAGUAAAGAAUAGAUGAAACUUACUAUUAAAAGUAAGUAAACUGGGAUUACAGCCCAGCAAGCAAGGGAGACAGGUGCUCCCUGGACUCUUACCUCAGUGUACGAUAGAUGGAACAUAACUAUUUUAUACUAGAUAAACUGGGAUUCCAACCCAGCAAGCAAGGGAGACAGGAGCUCCCAAGACUUAUACUUCAGUCAAUAAUAGAUGAAACUUACUAUUAAAACUAGAUAAACUGGGAUUCUAACCAAGCAAGGAAGGGAGACAGGAGAUCCCUGGACUGAUACUUCAGUCAAUAAUAGAUGAAACUUACUAUUAAAACUAGAUAAACUGGGAUUCCAGCCCGGCAAGCAAGGGAGACAGGAGCUUCCUGAACUGAUACUUCAGUCAAUAAUAGGUAAAACUUACUAUUAAAACUAGAUAAACUGGGAUUCCAACCCAGCAAGCAAGGGAGACAGGAGUUCCCUGGACUGAUACUUUGACAGUCAAUAGUAGAUAAAACGUACUAUUAAAACUAGAUAAACUGGGAUUCCAACCCAGCAAGCAAGGGAGACAGGAGCUCCCUGGACUGAUACUUCAGUCAAUAAUAGAUGAAACUUACUAUUAAAACUAGAUAAACUGGGAUUCGAACCCAGAAGGCAAGGGAGACAGGAUACUUCAGUCAAUAACAGAUGAAACUUACUAUUAAAACUAGAUAAACUGGGAUUCCAACCCAGCAAGCAAGGGAGACAGGAGUUCCCUGGACUGAUACUUUGACAGUCAAUAGUAGAUAAAACGUACUAUUAAAACUAGAUAAACUGGGAUUCCAACCCAGCAAGCAAGGGAGACAGGAGCUCCCUGGACUGAUACUUCAGUCAAUAAUAGAUGAAACUUACUAUUAAAACUAGAUAAACUGGGAUUCGAACCCAGAAGGCAAGGGAGACAGGAUACUUCAGUCAAUAACAGAUGAAACUUACUAUUAAAACUAGAUAAACUGGGAUUCCAACCCAGCAAGCAAGGGAGACAGGUGCUCCCUAGACUGAUACUUCAGUCAAGAAUAGACGAAACUGACUAUUAAAAGUAGAUAAACUGGGAUUCCAACCCAGCAAGCAAGGGAGACAGGAGCUCCCUGGACUGAUACUUCAGUCAAUAAUAGCUGAAACUUACUAUUAAAACUAGGUAAACUGGGAUUCCAACCCAGCAAGCAAGGGAGACAGGAGCUCCCUGGACUGAUACUUCAGUCAAUAAUAGAUAAAACUUACUAUUAAAACCAGAUAAACUGGGAUUCGAACCCAGCAAGCAAGGGAGACAGGAGCUCCCUGGACUGAUACUUCAGUCAAUAAUAGAUGAAACUUACUAUUAAAACUAGAUAAACUGGGAUUCCAACUCAGCAAGCAAGGGAGACAGAAGCUCCCUGGACUGAUACUUCAGUCAAUAAUAGAUGAAACUUACAAUUAAAACUAGAUAAACUGGGAUUCGAACCCAGCAAGCAAGGGAGACAGGAGCCCCUGGACUGAUACUUCAGUCAAUAACAGAUGAAACUUACUAUUAAAACUAGAUAAACUGGGAUUCCAACCCAGCAAGCAAGGGAGACAGGUGCUCCCUGGACUGAUACUUCAGUCAAGAAUAGAUGAAACUGACUAUUAAAAGUAGAUAAACUGGGAUUCCAACCCAGCAAGCAAGGGAUACACGAGCUCCCUGGACUGAUACUUCAGUCAAUAAUAGCUGAAACUUACUAGUAAAAGCAGAUAAACUGGGAUUCGAACCCAGCAAGCAAGGGAGACAGAAGCUCCCUGGACUGAUACUUUAGUCAAUAAUAGAUGAAACUUACUAUUAAAACUAGAUAAACUGGGAUUCGAACCCAGCAAGCAAGGGAGACAGGAGCUCCCUGGACUGAUACUUCAGUCAAUAACAGAUGAAACUUACUAUUAAAACUAGAUAAACUGGGAUUCCAACCCAGCAAGCAAGGGAGACAGGUGCUCCCUGACUGAUACUUCAGUCAAUAAUAGAUGAAACUUACUAUUAAAACUAGAUAAACUGGGAUUCCAACCCAGCAAGCAAGGGAGACAGGAGCUCCCUGGACUGAUACUUCAGUCAAUAAUAGAUGAAACUUACUAUUAAAACUAGAUAAACUGGGAUUCCAACCCAGCAAGCAAGGGAGACAGGAGCUCCCUGGACUGAUACUUCAGUCAAUAAUAGAUAAAACUUACUAUUAAAACUAGAUAAACUGGGAUUCCAACCCAGCAAGUAAGGGAGACAGGAGCUCCCUGAACUGAUACUUUAGUCAAUAAUAGAUAAAACUUACUAUUAAAACUAGAUGAACUGGGAUUCCAACCCAGCAAGCAAGGGAGACAGGAGCUCCCGGACUGAUACUUCAGUGAAUAAUAGAUGAAACUUACUAUUAAAACUAGAUAAACUGGGAUUCCAACCCAGCAAGCAAGGGAGACAGGAGCUCCCUGGACUGAUACUUCAGUCGAUAAUAGAUAAAACUUACUAUUAAAACUAGAUAAACUGGGAUUCCAACCCAGCAUGCAAGGGAGACAGGAGCUCCCUGGACUGAUACUUCAGUCAAUAAUAGAUGAAACUUACUAUUAAAACUAGAUAAACUGGGAUUCCAACCCAGCAAGCAAGGGAGACAGGAGCUCCCUGGACUGAUACUUCAGUCAAUAAUAGAUAAAACUUACUAUUAAAACUAGAUAAACUGGGAUUCCAACCCAGCAAGCAAGGGACACAGGAGCUCCCUGGACUGAUACUUCAGUCAAUAAUAGAUGAAACUUACUAUUAAAACUAGAUAAACUGGGAUUCCAACCCAGCAAUCAAGGGAGACAGGAGCUCCCUGGACUGAUACUUCAGUCAAUAAUAGAUAAAACUUACUAUUAAAACUAGAUAAACUGGGAUUCCAACCCAGCAAGCAAGGGACACAGGAGCUCCCUGGACUGAUACUUCAGUCAAUAAUAGAUGAAACUUACUAUUAAAACUAGAUAAACUGGGAUUCCAAACCAGCAAUCAAGGGAGACAGGAGCUCCCUGGACUGAUACUUCAGUCAAUAAUAGAUAAAACUUACUAUUAAAAGUAGAUAAACUGGGAUUCCAACCCAGCAAGCAAGGGACACAGGAGCUCCCUGGACUGAUACUUCAGUCAAUAAUAGAUGAAACUUACUAUUAAAACUAGAUAAACUGGGAUUCCAACCCAGCAAUCAAGGGAGACAGGAGCUCCCUGGACUGAUACUUCAGUCAAUAAUAGAUGAAACUUACUAUUAAAACUAGAUAAACUGGGAUUCCAACCCAGCAAUCAAGGGAGACAGGAGCUCCCUGGACUGAUACUUCAGUCAAUAAUAGAUAAAACUUACUAUUAAAAGUAGAUAAACUGGGAUUCCAACCCAGCAAGCAAGGGACACAGGAGCUCCCUGGACUGAUACUUCAGUCAAUAAUAGAUGAAACGUACUAUUAAAACUAGAUAAACUGGGAUUCCAACCCAGCAAGCAAGGGAGACAGGAGCUCCCUGGACUGAUACUUCAGUCAAUAAUAGAUGAAACUUACUAUUAAAACCAGGUAAACUGGGAUUCGAACCCAGCAAGCAAGGGAGACAGGAGCUCCCUGGACCGAUACUUCAGUCAAUGAUAGAUAAAGCUUACUUCUAAAAGAAAGCAUUUACCGGGAUUUGAACGGAGCAAGCCAGAUAAGUAACACGUGGAGUGAUACUACAGUCUAGCUAUUAUGCAUGUAGUUGAACCUUUAAUACCCUAAUUCUUGAACUACUACAUGAAGUGCAUUACAUCUUUAUUAAUUAUUAAUAGUAUGAUACUGUUUGAGCAGCAGCAAUUCUUUCAAUAAAUUUAAAAUAGCAGCUUUAAGUAGUAAAAGGGGAGUCCAAAAAGAAAGUUGGCGUAUUGUUGCCAAUACAGUGGCCUCAAGCCAGGUGGAGGGUUUCGUGCGUUCCACAGGGUGCUUGUCUACUUACGCGGUGAGAGUGGUACUGAGCCAUCAGUUACACCGAGGUCUGGGUGGUCGCCUCUGACCGACAGGUGAUGUAUUGGGCGCCUGAUAAGAAAACGGCCGUUGCACUCAAGUGCUUAUCAACUCAUUCUGCAGUGGUGCAGAGCUUUACGAGUGAUACUGCACGGGCCGAAGCGGUGUACCGCUCAUCGGGUCAUGCCAUAUCUCAGCUUCUGUCACGAAACAAGUCUGUUGUAAGCGCUCAUGCCCAGGUGUCCCGGUCUGGACGCAAGCGGAGGUCCCCCAAUUUAUAUGGCCGUUGCACUCACGUGCGUCUCGGAUACUGCACAGGCCAUACACCCUUUUCUAUAGGUCAUGCCAUAUCUCAGCUUCUGUCACGAACCAGGUUUUCUCACACCUUUAAAUUUUGUUUUGUUUUGUUUUUUUUUUCAAAUAAUUCAAAAAUCUCAGUUAUUUUAGAUAUAAUUUCAGAUUUUCUUGGGAAGAGUUGUUGCUCUAAGUAGAUUAUCCCUGAUUUUCAAAGUAAUAUGCCCUUAGGGCAACUAGGAUUCCAACGCAGCAAGCAAGGGAGACAGGAGCUCCCUGGACUGAUACUUCAGUCAAUAAUAGAUGAAACUUACUAUUAAAACUAGAUAAACUGGGAUUCCAACCCAGCAAGCAAGGGAGACAGGAGCUCCCUGGACUGAUACGUCAGUCAAUAAUAGAUGAAACUUACUAUUAAAACUAGAUAAACUGGGAUUCCAACCCAGCAAGCAAGGGAGACAGGAGCUCCCUGGACUGAUACGUCAGUCAAUAAUAGAUGAAACUUACUAUUAAAAUUAGAUAAACUGGGAUUCCAACCCAGCAAUCAAGGGAGACAGGAGCUCCCUGGACUGAUACUUCAGUCAAUAAUAGAUGAAACUUACUAUUAAAACUAGAUAAACUGGGAUUCCAACCCAGCAAUCAAGGGAGACAGGAGCUCCCUGGACUGAUACUUCAGUCAAUAAUAGAUGAAACUUACUAUUAAAACUAGAUAAACUGGGAUUCCAACCCAGCAAGCAAGGGAGACAGGAGCUCCCUGGACUGAUACUUCAGUCAAUAAUAGAUGAAACUUACUAUUAAAACUAGAUAAACUGGGAUUCCAACCCAGCAAUCAAGGGAGACAGGAGCUCCCUGGACUGAUACUUCAGUCAAUAAUAGAUAAAACUUACUAUUAAAAGUAGAUAAACUGGGAUUCCAACCCAGCAAGCAAGGGACACAGGAGCUCCCUGGUCUGAUACUUCAGUCAAUAAUAGAUGAAACUUACUAUUAAAACUAGAUAAACUGGGAUUCCAACCCAGCAAUCAAGGGAGACAGGAGCUCCCUGGACUGAUACUUCAGUCAAUAAUAGAUAAAACUUACUAUUAAAAGUAGAUAAACUGGGAUUCCAACCCAGCAAGCAAGGGACACAGGAGCUCCCUGGACUGAUACUUCAGUCAAUAAUAGAUGAAACUUACUAUUAAAACUAGAUAAACUGGGAUUCCAAACCAGCAAUCAAGGGAGACAGGAGCUCCCUGGACUGAUACUUCAGUCAAUAAUAGAUAAAACUUACUAUUAAAAGUAGAUAAACUGGGAUUCCAACCGAGCAAGCAAGGGACACAGGAGCUCCCUGGACUGAUACUUCAGUCAAUAAUAGAUGAAACUUACUAUUAAAACUAGAUAAACUGGGAUUCCAACCCAGCAAGCAAGGGAGACAGGUGCUCCCUGGACUGAUACUUCAGUCAAUAAUAGAUGAAACUUACUAUUAAAACCAGAUAAACUGGGAUUCGAACCCAGCAAGCAAGGGAGACAGGAGCUCCCUGGACUGAUACUUCAGUCAAUAAUAGAUGAAACGUACUAUUUAAACUAGAUAAACUGGGAUUCCAACCCAGCAAGCAAGGGACACAGGAGCUCCCUGGUCUGAUACUUCAGUCAAUAAUAGAUGAAACUUACUAUUAAAACUAGAUAAACUGGGAUUCCAACCCAGCAAUCAAGGGAGACAGGAGCUCCCUGGACUGAUACUUCAGUCAAUAAUAGAUGAAACUUACUAUUAAAACUAGAUAAACUGGGAUUCCAACCCAGCAAUCAAGGGAGACAGGAGCUCCCUGGACUGAUACUUCAGUCAAUAAUAGAUAAAACUUACUAUUAAAAGUAGAUAAACUGGGAAUCCAACCCAGCAAGCAAGGGACACAGGAGCUCCCUGGUCUGAUACUUCAGUCAAUAAUAGAUGAAACUUACUAUUAAAACUAGAUAAACUGGGAUUCCACCCAGCAAUCAAGGGAGACAGGAGCUCCCUGGACUGAUACUUCAGUCAAUAAUAGAUAAAACUUACUAUUAAAAGUAGAUAAACUGGGAUUCCAACCCAGCAAGCAAGGGACACAGGAGCUCCCUGGACUGAUACUUCAGUCAAUAAUAGAUGAAACUUACUAUUAAAACUAGAUAAACUGGGAUUCCAAACCAGCAAUCAAGGGAGACAGGAGCUCCCUGGACUGAUACUUCAGUCAAUAAUAGAUAAAACUUACUAUUAAAAGUAGAUAAACUGGGAUUCCAACCCAGCAAGCAAGGGACACAGGAGCUCCCUGGACUGAUACUUCAGUCAAUAAUAGAUGAAACUUACUAUUAAAAGUAGAUAAACUGGGAUUCCAACCCAGCAAGCAAGGGAGACAGGUGCUCCCUGGACUGAUACUUCAGUCAAUAAUAGAUGAAACUUACUAUUAAAACCAAAUAAACUGGGAUUCGAACCCAGCAAGCAAGGGAGACAGGAGCUCCCUGGACUGAUACUUCAGUCAAUAAUAGAUGAAACGUACUAUUUAAACUAGAUAUACUGGGAUUCCAACCCAGCAAGCAAGGGAGACAGGAGCUCCCUGGACUGAUACUUCAGUCAAUAAUAGAUGAAACGUGCUAUUAAAACUAGAUAAUGUGGGAUUCCAGGCCAGCAGCAACGGGAGACAUGUGCUUUUUGAACUAUUUGAUAUAAGAAACUGUGAUUGUUAUAUAAAGCAAUAUGCACUUAGGUUAACUGGGAUUGCAACCCAACAACAAUGGGAGACAGUUUCUUUAAAACUGUUACAUGGAGCUCUGAUAUUUAUACAAAGGAAUAUACACUAAGGUCAACUGGGAUUCCAACACAGCAACGGUGGGAGACAGGUUCUCCCUAAACUACUUUCUGUUAGCUAGGACCAAUGGGAUUUACACCCAGUAAGUGUCCACGGGAGAAGAGAACUCCCUAAUGCCUUUACCCCUAAUGCCCUUACUUGACUCACCACUGUUGUAUCUUUGUAGGUUAUAACGAGGCUUAUGUUGGACGCUUUAAAAAUAUCUCAGUGGAGAAGUCGGAAUGAUUUUAUUGUAUUUAUAGUAUUACUUUAUAAAUUUGCGCUGUUGUUAUUACAAGCAAAAAGCUGUUUGAGGGUUCAUUGAGAGUCGACUUGCCUUUUUUUUUAUAUUACUUUUUUAUGUUCCUGCCCACUUAAAAUAUCUGCUGAUAGUUUGGCGUUAAACUUUAUUUGUUAUCUAUAUCCCUUAUCGUUGCAAAUCAAACGCAAAAUCAGCAAGUGACAUAAAACUUUAUUUUGCCAUAAAUAAUAAAUAGGAUGGAGAGGAAAGAAGAAAUAAAUUAUUAUCGGGUCUUGAACAAAGCAAAAAAAUAUACUUACAAAUCCCUAGAACUGAGUCUAGGAUCCCUUUGCAACUGAAAGAGGUCAAUAAGACCGGCUUGGAAAGCGUCUAAGGAAAAAAGCUUGAGAAUUAAUUCCACAUGAAAUAAGCUGUAUUAGUUCAAUUUAAGUCUGUUGGUAACAUUUUCUAAGCGCUUGUUUCUUUUUCUUGAGCUUUUUAUUUUCUAGAUUGAACCUGCCCACCAAUUAAUUUGUUCAUCACGUUGGGAGGCAUUUUCUACGCUUCAGGUAUUAUGGAUAUUUUUCUUUGCAUUAGUUUCCUGUUUUCUUUUAAGAGCGGCAUAUAUUGAGCACCAUAACUGUUAAGGGCUGAUAUUAUUUAUGGGGGUGGAACUGAUAUACUCUAGAAUAAGAGCACAGCAUCGUACGAGUUGUGCACUGGCGUCGUCUGUUUGUGAGAGAACAGAGAACGACUGAAAUCAACUCAUUUAUUCCUGCCGCUAACAGGAGUAAAGCAGUGAAAGUUUCUUAUCUGUGCUUAUUACAAUAAGUACGGUUAAACUAAAAAAUAGUGUUGGGUGUGGCACGAGUACCUGUAUUUUUAAUCAUUGAAAUGCUUUAUUUUGCUAACAGAUGUUUACUGUGUUGGUCGUUAUCUUUACUGAGUUUAGGUUCGUUUUCAAAUUGCACUUUUUCAGUGUACAAAGCUUGAAAAAUCAUCAUCUUGUGAAACCCAUACAAGCUGAUGAAAAAAACACCGAUAAUGAAAGGUACGUGAUCUCUUGAUAAGACUUGAAUAGCCCUUUUCACAACAGGUUUCGAGCAGGGGUAGUCGCAAAAAUAGCGGUUGGACUGCGCAAAUCAUUUAAAAAACUUACCAACGCAAUAAAACGAGAGCAAAUAAUAACCAGUACUGAAAUUUCUCUAUCAUUGUCUUGAUCUACGGUCUACUGAUAAACAUUGAACCUUUUUUUCUUGUUUUAGGACAUGUUUCUCAAGUUGAACAUGAGGAAAAGUGCUUGCCUCUUACAACACAACUAAAGUGAAGAUGAUCGACCAAGAUGAAAUACUUUAGGGAGUUUAAUCUAAUAUUUUUUUUUCAUAUAUACAACAGCU